CGUAUCCAAGUUCGUAGCUGUGAAUAUACUCUCUCUGCUUCUUCUCCGUAGGCGUAUUUAGCCUGCGAGUCUUUUCUCUCUUUCCCCAUCAAUUUCUUCAAAGCUUAUGAUCUGUUCGAAUUUUCAUCGACCAAUCUUCGUGCUCUUCUUAUUCUAAUCUAAUAAAAAGCAUCUACUGGUUGACUAAUUCAAAUAGAUAUACCGGGGAAUGCUGAAAGAUGUGCUUGAGCAUCAAGAAUUCCUUCUUUGAAGUCAAUGAAUUUGAUGCUCUACAGGAGCAUCCCUUACUAAUCCUCGGUGAGAUUAGAAAUAUAAAUUGCUUUCUUUCCCAGGUCUGUGCUCAGAUGUGCAUUGGGGACACAAGCCAUAGAAAGCCUGUUGUAUUGCCACACGAUCAUUGUGAAGACGGUUGAGCUUCUUUUUAUCCCAGUUACUCUUGCUUUUUGUGUAUAUUGUAUAAGUAGGAGGGCUUAACUUAUUACAUUUUAGGGUUUGUUACUUGGAAUGGAAAAUAAAGGGAGAGUGUUGAUGCAAAGGUAUGAAUUAGGGAGAUUAUUAGGGCAAGGAACCUUUGCUAAGGUCUACCAUGCAAGGAGCCUUAAAACUGGCCAGAGUGUGGCCAUUAAGGUAAUAGAUAAGGAAAGAGUAUUGAAAGUUGGGCUGGAUGAACAGAUCAAGAGAGAGAUAUCUGUUAUGAGACUUGUUAGACACCCAUACAUUGUGCAGCUUUAUGAGGUUAUGGCUAGCAAAACCAAGAUUUACUUUGUCAUGGAAUGUGUUAAAGGAGGUGAGCUCUUCAACAAGGUGGCCAAGGGGAAACUUAAGGAAGAUGUUGCAAGGAAGUAUUUUCAACAGCUGAUUAGUGCUGUUGAUUUUUGCCACAGCAGAGGUGUAUAUCACCGAGAUUUGAAACCUGAAAACCUACUUUUAGAUGAAAAUGGAAAUUUGAAGGUUUCAGAUUUUGGGUUGAGUGCUCUUGCUGAAUCCAAGCAUCAAGAUGGGUUGCUCCACACUACUUGUGGGACACCUGCCUAUGUUGCUCCAGAAGUAAUCAAUAGAAAAGGAUAUGAUGGGGCGAAAGCUGACAUUUGGUCUUGUGGGGUCAUCUUAUAUGUUCUGCUGGCUGGUUUUCUUCCUUUCCAUGAUUCAAAUUUGAUGGAGAUGUAUAGGAAAAUUGGAAAAGCAGAGUUUAAAUGCCCCAGUUGGUUCCCUACGGAAGUACGCAGGCUGCUGUCCAAGAUUUUGGAUCCGAACCCAAAUACUAGGAUUUCUAUCACAAAGAUCAAGGACAACUCUUGGUUCAGAAAGGGUUUGGAAUCCAUAUCAACAACUGGAAGAGAAAGUGAGGAACAUGUUCCUAUGGAUGCUGAUUCACCUUUCAGCGCUGCUGAUAAUAGUGAUGUUGCUGCUGAGCGAAGGCAAGAGCUGGCGAGACCUAAUAAUUUGAAUGCUUUUGAUCUUAUUUCCCUUUCCGCACGAUUUGACCUCUCUGGUUUCUUUGAUGAAAAUGCUCAUAAGAGGGAGGCACGAUUUACAUCCAAGGAGCCUGUGUCAGCCAUCAUCUCUAAGCUGGAGGAAGUUGCUAGAUUACUGAGGUGGAAGGUGAAGAAGAAAAGUCGGGGUUUGUUGACAUUGGAGGGAUCGAAGGAAGGGAGGAAAGGUGCUCUGUCGAUUGAUGCUGAGAUUUUUGAAGUUACUCCAUCUUUCCAUUUGGUGGAGGUAAAGAAGUCUGGUGGAGAUACGCCAGAGUAUCAGCAGAUACUAAGACAGGAUAUAAAGCCACUUCUUGAUGACAUCGUCUGGACUUGGGCAAGGUGAUCUGCAGCAGCAAUAACAACAGCAGAUGCCAUCUUGCUUCUGUGGCUUUCUUUAACCUCUUAUUCCCAAUGACAGUUUUUGGGCUUGGCAAGGGAGGUGUGAAGGAGCAGGAGCAGCAGCAGCAGCAGUUGCAGUGGCAUUUUCUUGAGUGUGCUCUUAAGCCACUCCUUUCUCCUUGGGCUUUCAUAAUCUGGAGAAAUAUCUUCGCUUUGUAUAUAUACCUUCUUAUAAUCUGUUAAUCCAUGUUAUUUGUACAUUUUCAUCUGUUACACGUUGUCUGUUUUUGGGAAGUGGUGGUGUAUCCAUGUUGAUUAUAUUGAAAUAGCAUUAUGUAAAUUUUCUUUGUUCUGUUUCUUGUUUGUAAAGGCCUAUUGCUAUUGUAUUUCAUUACUAUGAUAAUACCUUUCAUCA
Macadamia integrifolia is the source of this 2229-nucleotide messenger RNA. RefSeq names its product CBL-interacting protein kinase 18-like. Gene Ontology annotation, molecular function: ATP binding; protein kinase activity. Gene Ontology annotation, biological process: protein phosphorylation; signal transduction. Lineage: Eukaryota; Viridiplantae; Streptophyta; Magnoliopsida; Proteales; Proteaceae. The transcript has 2 exons. The coding region runs from base 505 to 1818 and encodes 437 amino acids. The record is from RefSeq and is a predicted model, not a curated record.